This is a messenger RNA of Peniophora sp. CBMAI 1063, 2055 nucleotides long. The record is from the annotation of a GenBank genome assembly. NCBI's taxonomy places the organism in Eukaryota, Fungi, Basidiomycota, Agaricomycetes, Russulales, Peniophoraceae.
AUGCCUAUCAGAGCGACUAUCACGCAGUUCAGGGCUAAGCUGUGUCGUAUCAAGAGGGAUUACCGCUGCCAAUCUUUCGACACCGUGAAGAUCUGCCGCCUCCUUAGAGACGACUUGAAGCUCGAUCCUGAUGGUGCGGAGUACCUCUACGUCGAGAGUCUCGCCUGCGCUGCCCUCGCUUCUGCUGUGUCAGACGAAUCAGAUGCGCAGCCCGCCUUCGAGGCCUUCCGUUUAGCCGUGAAGCAAUUGAAGGACAGGAUGGAUGUUGAAGGCAUCCAUAAGCUGGAAAAGGCAGUGCAAAGCGCUAGUCAUAGGGCAGUGAAGGACAGAGAAGCUCUGCAAAAGGCUCAAGUUGUGUACGAUGAAGCAAAGCGGCGCGCAGAUGAAGCUGCAGAGAAAGAGCGCCUUGCAAAUGAGGCUGCUGCAAGAGAAGCUGCUGCAAGAGGGACUGCUUCCAGAGAUACCGGAUCAGAUGCUACCCGGAAAGACAACAGUACAACCUCCAGAUGCCAGCUCGUUGAUUUCGCUGUCGCGCCUUCUUUCCCGUCGCCCGAAUUCUUCGAUCGACCCUUGCCGGAUCCUCCUUCCUUGAACAGAUUCAUCGCGAAGUUAAACCUCACGGUGAACCCGAGCAUAACCAUACCAGAACUUCUUUUUCGAUUCCAACGCAAGUAUCGUGCAGCGAAGCUCGAGACACAUCUUUUCCCCCUCAAGUUCAUCAAGUGCCCAAACUUCUACGCCGAGUCUGCGCUCCUGAAUCUCAACUUGACAAACGCUCAGCCGUUACGUAACGAAGAACUUAGGCGCGCCAUCGCCGACAGGAUGCCUAUAUGGGUAUAUGGAGACCGCCCAGGCAACGCCUAUCAGCUUGAGCGGCCGUCCUCUCCCCACUCGUGGCCGUUUGGUCGAGUGCGCAGCGUCAGCAUUGUACCGCCCUCUAUCGCAGGCGAACAGCCAAUAUGGGUAUUCCGAGAUCUACAAGGACAACUUACGCCCAGCCACUCUAUCUUCCGUGCGGACUUCUCUCCAGGACACUUCGAACGCAUGUCUACAGGUCAAAGGAUAUAUCGCAACGAGGACCAACAACUCUGGAUCGGACCGAUUCGGACGCCCCGUGAACCAUGUCCUGAGCCUUCCAGUGCCGCCCUGCUGCCUCCACAUCAACUUCUCGCCGCCCCCGACACCUCGACAUCGUUUCAAGACCACGCUGGGGUCCUACAUCAUAUCAUUGAGGAAGUCGACUUCGCACCGCGCCCUUCUGCCCCGCUCUUCCAGGAACCUCUCACUGCUUCUGGUCGUAGUCCUCAGCUGCCGGAGUUGAGCGAUCUUCCGAGCCCAAGAUUGUCGGGGCUCACAACCCUACGUUCGCCUUCGCCCCUUCAGGGCUCGUCCAUGCAGCCCGCGUUCCCUGAGCCAGCGUUGGCGCCAUCACAGCUUACACAUGCUCUCGGAUACCAAUCUCCGCCUACGCUCCCGAUGCCCUCACCGUCUAUCCCGCCCAUUGAGCGACCGCCGCCACAUGCCGGUGUUGGCUCAAGCGGAGCGCGCGGUGUCAGAUUACCGCCAUCUAUCCUCCAUGGUUUACCUUUGCCAAACGUGCCUGCGCAGUAUGCCGUCUCGCCGCCAAUAUCUUCCUCAAGCGCGUAUUCUCUAAGCUCUGCAAGCGACACGCGCGUGCAACCCCCUUCUCCACCCCCGUCUUCUACAUCUUCAUCGUCAAUAGCAUCAAUCCCUCCAUUGCCUGCUCUUACGCGCGGGAGCACCUCGACAUUGAGCGACGCCCUAGACGACGAGUCUGAGGUCCUGAGUCCUGUAUCAGCGGCAUCGCCUACCCUGUCCGCGCCGGGUGCAACGACGUUCGGCCCCAUGCCACAUCCUGCACCGUCUCGUACACCGCCUGCGAGAGAGCUGUCGCCAGGACCCGCACCUAAAAAACCGGCGAAGGUUGGCGUAUGGUCGCGCGUCAAGUCAUUCUACACGUCUGUGUUCCAGGCAGCCGCUCAAGAGACGGGGCAAGGAAACGGUCAACGUAUGCCUGGGACGUUAUGGGGAUGA